Messenger RNA from Peronospora matthiolae, 4230 nucleotides. The record is from the annotation of a GenBank genome assembly. NCBI's taxonomy places the organism in Eukaryota, Oomycota, Peronosporomycetes, Peronosporales, Peronosporaceae.
AUGGAGUCAACGUCUCAAGUCUCGCGGCCCGUGAAGCCACGAGCGAAACGUGUAGAAAAAGCGUCGUCGCUCAAGAAUCGAGCGUGGUGGUGGACAGAUGAGGCUGCAAACAGUGACACGGAGCGUACUGUCGCUUCCAGCGAGACGGAACUGCUGAAUGCCGCUGUGUUGUGUGCAGCGCUGUCUGCAACGCAGUCGGAGCCGUUAGAUGCUGAUGGGUCAACGAACGAUCGAGCUGUGCAUGAGCUGGAGAUGCACGUGCGGAAGUCGCUGCUGCCGCACAGUCUGCAGUUUCCAGUGCUGGUGUUCACAUCCGACUACGUGGUGAUGCAGUCGGAGCUCGCUGUGCUCUGUGCAGUGCGAGCCACAAAACCUGCUGAUGUUCUGCAGACAGUGAUCGGCUCAGCCGCUCCUUUUUCGCGCCCAUAUGUCCAUCGAUUCGGUGGAGCGAGGAUCCAUGCGCCGUUCUGGAAGCGAACACAGCGUCUUGACUUGCAAGACAUACACCAAAAAGCACGACAAGCUAAAAAAAUGCUGCUGUUGUGCGGCCACUCUAUCGGCGGCAGCAUUGCGCAGCUAGCCUUCUGCGAAUUGGUGUACCUAUAUCUUCCCACGAAGACGCGACUGUUAUUGGAGAAGCGAGACUACGACGAGCAGAAACGAGAAGAACAAAGUACGAGAACAAGUGAAGCUGUGGACUUCCGACUGAUACUACAAAGCAUGGAAAAAGAAGAACGCGCGGCGAUAACUUGCAGUAUGCCGCAUGUGUUGGCGAUCGGCUUUGGUUCUCCCUAUAUCGGAUCCACGGAUUUGUCGGUCUUUUUGGAGGCACUGAAGCUCACCAAGCGAGUAAUGACGUUUGUAAAUGAGUAUGAUUGUAUCCCGAGCAUACUCAACGUUGCGCAGUCAGCGGCGAUGGUUGCAAAGACAACUGAGCGCUUCGUCACGAUUACAAAAGCGACGAAAGCGCUGGCAAAUUUGCUGCCUGUUCAGAUGCAACAGCGCUUCGUUAACUUGGCAGCAACCAGCAAUACUGGCGUCGUGCCUAAUGCAAGUUCAGCAUACUUAUCGAUGACUUUGAAUAUUCUGCAAAGCACUUUUCGAAAAUUUCGCGAAUUCAACAUAAUGAAAGAAAUCGAUUACCAGUAUUGUCCAUGUGGGACCUACGUUUUUCUAUCAAAGUCCGGAGCCGAUUAUCACAUUUAUUCGGAUCCAGGCACUAUCAGGAAGGCGUUAGGUAAAGAAGAGGACUAUGAUACCACCUUGACGGGCAAUGCUAUCUUACAGCACUUGAUGAGAGCGUACGUCGAUUCCGUCGCACGCCGUUCCAGAUCCGUUCAGAUUAAUGCUUCAAUGGAUUUUUAUGCGCGUCUUGGUGUCCCUCGAAACGCAACAGAGAAACAAAUACGAAGUGCUUACAAGCGGCUAGCACUAGAGUGGCAUCCUGAUCGGUGGGCUAAUAGUUCUGUUAGUCCUCAGGAACGGGCCUCUGCAGAGGAUAUUUUUAAAUUGCUAGCAGAAUCGUAUGAGGUACUGUCCGAUGUUGAAGCACGCAAAACAUAUGACGCACAUUUGACCGAUUCGCCCAGUCUCAAGGAAGAAUUCGUGCGCAAUGGCACUGUAAAUGGAAUGACGCUUGAUGAGGCUUUCGCCACUUUCCAAGAUGUGAUUGAUAACCUUUCUGGGGUGGUGUCAAAGGUGACGUCUCGCUUUUCGACGUCAAAAUCAACGGUGAUAAAUCCGCUGCGAAUGCCACCAUCCGGUAGUAGCAGCCUCAAACCGAACAAUCACGACAACAUCUUUGCACCAGAUCGUAUCCGAGUGUCGCGCACAGUAGGAAUUGGUGCCGACCAGCAUGAGCAAAUCCUGUAUCUGGAACCAGAGGAAAUCAUAGCAGGCGAUGUUGCAGCUUCUAACCAUGCAGCAGGUAGCUCAUCAGCUGCAAAUUCCGGGCUGCGAACCGUUUCUGUGGUUGGCGGGGCUGUUGCUGUUGGAGCGAGCGUUGCGCUUAUCGUGAGUGCUUGGUCGCAGUAUUCGGAAAUGUCGAAGAAAAGGCGCCAGGCAGCAGCGGUGAGAGCCAUGCCCGCUGAAUGUUUGUUGUGGCUGUUGGAAGAUUACCAUGACACGCAGCAUCGAGACACGACGCAGCUGCUUCUCGAACAGGCUGGUGAUCGGGAGCGAAGAAAAGAUGUCAUCUCCCUUGAUAUUUCCGGCUCAAACAUAAAAGCAGGUGAGAGCACCGGUAAGCAUUAUUUUGCCACAGCGCUUGCCACGUUAAAUCAAGAGGAAGAUGCAGCGGAAAAUGAACUUAUCGAAGAUUUCUUCGAUUGUGCUAGCGAGUAUGAUAGUGUUGCACUGGAGGCAAUGGCCGAGGAAGAAUUUUUCGAUUGCGUUGAUCUUAUGGAUGCAGUCGCGAUCCACUUUCGUGAUGACACAUUUGAAGAAGACGAGUACGCGGAUAGUAAACCACGUGAAGAUAGCGGAGCCGGUACUGUGGGUGAGCUUGUUGCUUUCCCCUGUGGUUCAAUUGUCAAUACUCCCUUUGGUCUCGCAACUGUGCAAGAUUGGAGGGAACCGGAACUUGCUGCUGUCGUGCGCUUUUCAUUCAAUGGGCACAUAUUUGGAUACAUUCAGAAAGCGAAUAUCUCACGUGGUGCUUUAGUGGCAAAAGAGGCCGCAAUUUCUACCUUACAAUCCAAGAGAACGAAGCUCGCGGACCGCGUGAUAGCCCGCUACCGUUUGGACAAUGGGGAAGCGAGCAGUAACUUAAAGAAGCUAGUUGCUGCAAGUGGUGACGGUGCUUUGGAUAGUGGAAUUCGUGCAGUUGGUGGUGUAGCAUUGGCGAACGGGAUGGCAAGGACAUCUUCGGCUUUAGGUGGUGUGGCAGCUGCACCGCUUACUAUCGCUUCGAUUCUUGUCGAUAUCGGAAAAGAAUACUACGACUACCGUAAGCGGUAUACUGAUAAGAAGUCUUUAGGUGGACUGUCGAAGGUCACUGAGCAACUACUGAUGCAAGAUUUUCGGCUGAAAACUGGUGAGAUCAUUGCCAGCCGCACAGCAGCAGCGGCAGGUGCAGGCAUAGGUGCAUAUGGUGUAGCUUCAGCUCUGGGAAUGUGGAGCACAGCAGGACUUGCCGGUCCAGUGGGUAUUGUGGCUGCAACAAGUGCAGCUGUUGUCGGUGGCAUGCUAGGUUUUUUUGCUGGCUCGAAGGCAUACUCGGCAUCUACCGCAAGGUAUUUUACAAGCCAGCAAAAUGCAAAGGAACACAUUGAUCGUCUGGAGCUUGGGGCUCGAAUUAUGUUCGACGAAUUUGAUCCUGAAGCCACAGGUACAAUCUCCAAAGAAGAUUGUACAAAGCUAAUGAAAAAGUUGUACGAUGCGAUGGGCUCGGUUUCGGAAAGCAGUUACGAGCGAACCAUGACAGUGGUUCAAGACGAUGCAUUUGAGGGUCCUGUGACGUGGGGAAUGUUCUGGGAGUGGGUAAGCACUGAAGCAGCUCGGGCCCUACGUGAGCUAGAGCAUGAAGAGUUGGAUCAGUCCAAGGGCGUAGGGGGUGCAACGUGGUGGAACAGCUAUUUGACGUAUUUCUCAUACUUUAACUCGAAGUCAGCUGUGCCGCUGCUUGCAGAACCGCGGGCUUCGGUUUACCGGUCUGUCCUUGCUGCAUUUGGGCUAUCUGUAUCCUCACCAGAGGCUGAUGGACCGCGAGCUGAUAAAUCUGAGGAAGAAAGCCUAGUGUUGAAGGUGCAGAUCGAGUUUUUGGUGAACAAUGGCCAUCUGACUGUUAUGGAUGCCUUCCAGCUGCGAGAGCAGCUAGUAUGCGAUGAUCCGGUUGUGAGAGAGGCUGCACGGAAUACCAUUACCGCCCUGAACAAAGGACUGUUGGACAAGGCGUCCGAUCAAAACCUAGUGUGCGACGGAUUCGGCUUUACAGGUGGUGACGCCAUUGAUACAUUUGUUGACGAGCCUGAGCAAGAGCGGGACUCUACUCGCGCACAAACCUCAAAAAUCACCGCCAGAGACCAAGAAAAAAGAAGGAGACACUUGCAUGAUGAACGGGUUGAUGUCAUGUGCUCACUGAUGUCCACCCAGGGUCUGCAGCGGUUCUUGCAGCGACAAAAUAUUUUCGUUUCGACUGCAAACGAAGCACCCGUACGCCACGAAGACUUGCACUGUCUAGCGCUAAUGGCUACUGACAUUACCCUGUCAACGCCAGAAGUAUCGACAUGA